AUGGCCACCGAAGCGAUAGUUCAGCCCGAUGAGAUUUCGCAAAUUCUCAAGCAACAGCUACUGGGCUUUGAAAAAGAAAUAGACAUAUACGAGACGGGCACGGUGCUCUACGUCGGCGAUGGCACGGCUCGCGUCCACGGUCUAGGCAACGUGCGGGCCACUGAAUUGGUGGAAUUCCCCCACGGCAUUAUGGGCAUGGCCCUCAACCUCGAAGCAGACAACGUCGGCUGUGUGCUCUUUGGCGAGGACACCCUGAUCAGCGAAGGCGACCAAGUAAAGCGCACCGGCCGCAUCGUCGAAGUGCCCGUGGGCGAGGCCCUCUUGGGCCGGGUCGUCAAUCCCUUGGGCGUGCCCAUUGACGGCAAGGGCGACAUCCAGGCUGACGAGAGCUUGCCGGUCGAGCGCAAAGCCCCGGGCGUCAUCGACCGCCAGCCGGUUACCGAGGCCUUGCAGACGGGUAUCAAAAUCAUCGACGCGACCGUGCCCAUCGGCCGUGGCCAGCGCGAGCUGAUCAUCGGCGAUCGCCAGACCGGCAAGACGGCCAUUGCCGUUGAUACCAUCAUCAACCAGCACGACCAAGACGUCAAAUGCAUCUACGUGGCCAUCGGCCAAAGGGCCUCGACCGUGGCUAAGGUGGUGGCCGAGUUGGAGGCCAACGGCGCGCUCGACUACACCAUCGUCGUAUCGGCCACCGCGUCCGACCCAGCGCCCUUGCAGUUUCUCGCACCGUACGCCGGCUGCUUCGAUGGGCGAGCUUGGGCCUACCGCGAGAUGUCCUUGAUUUUGCGCCGUCCGCCCGGGCGCGAAGCGUAUCCUGGCGACGUAUUCUACUUGCAUUCGCGGCUCUUGGAGCGCGCGGCCAAGAUGAACGAUGAAAAGGGCGGAGGGUCGCUGACGGCGCUGCCGGUAAUCGAAAUUCUCGAAGGCGAUGUAUCGACUUUUGUGCCGACCAAUGUCAUCUCGAUCACCGAUGGCCAGAUCCUGCUCAAGCCCGAGCUUUUCUAUUCGGGCAACCGCCCGGCCAUGGACGUGGGGGCCUCGGUGUCGCGAGUGGGGUCGUCCGCGCAGACCAAGGCCAUCAAGGGCGUGGCCAGGACCAUCAAGGGCGACAUUUCCCGCUACAACGAAGUCAAGGCCUUCGCCCAGUUCGGCACGUCGGAUCUGGAUCAAUCCACGCGCAAUCUGCUCAACCGCGGCGAGAAGCUGAUGGAGCUGCUCAAGCAGGGGCAAUACCGGCCGCAAUCGCUCGCGGAAUUGACGGUCUCGCUGUCGCUCAUAGAUCACGUGCUCGACCUGCCUACGGCCGACGUGAGGCGCUUUGAGGAAGAGCUGCUAGCGCACAUGGGCGAUCACCAGUCCGCGCUCAUGGACAAAAUCGGCAAGUCCCGCGAUCUGAGCGACGAGUCCAAGGCCCAGCUAGACGCCGCCAUCGCGGAGUUCAAGGGCCGCUUCCGUCCUUCCGAGGAAUAG
This is a messenger RNA of Geodia barretti, 1470 nucleotides long. NCBI's taxonomy places the organism in Eukaryota, Metazoa, Porifera, Demospongiae, Tetractinellida, Geodiidae. The record is from the annotation of a GenBank genome assembly.